CUGGCCAAUGAAGAAAGCUGUUGGAUUGAGCGCUGGCAAAGUGUCUGGGUCUUCCCUCUUCUCAGACGUCUCUGUGAAGAACACGUUACUCAGACUACAUACAUCAUUGAUUAUUAUUUGCCGAAGUUGCUGAAAUGUAACCCUGAGAGUUUAACCUACAUGAUAGACCACCUACAGUCCUCUGCAGCCAUCAGCGUGGGUUCUGUCAGUAACCGAGGGGCUCUGGGAGCUCUUAUGGCGUGUCUGAGGACAGCUCGGGCGCAUGGACAUCUUCGAUUUACAGAAAAUUACGCCUGG
Molecule: messenger RNA, 297 nt
Organism: Staurois parvus
Lineage: Eukaryota; Metazoa; Chordata; Amphibia; Anura; Ranidae
Source: the annotation of a GenBank genome assembly